Molecule: messenger RNA, 1932 nt
Organism: Etheostoma spectabile (orangethroat darter)
Lineage: Eukaryota; Metazoa; Chordata; Actinopteri; Perciformes; Percidae
Exons: 12
Coding region: 111-1820 (569 amino acids)
Biological process (GO): NAD+ biosynthetic process
Cellular component (GO): mitochondrion
Molecular function (GO): lipid binding; nicotinate-nucleotide adenylyltransferase activity; nicotinamide-nucleotide adenylyltransferase activity
Source: RefSeq, a predicted model, not a curated record
CGGAACCAUCGAGCAAGAGCUGCUCAGAGAGGCGGAGUGGGAAGAGUGGGACACACUUACCGAACAGAAUGAAAAGAAGGUUCGACACUGGCGUGAGGGGGUAAACCAACAUGGCCACCUGCCGUGUUCCACUAGUCUUGCUAGCCUGCGGCUCCUUUAAUCCCAUCACAAACCAGCACAUGAGGCUGUUUGAGCUGGCUAGAGACCACAUGCACAACACAGGUCAGUACCAGGUGGUGGGUGGCAUUGUGUCUCCAGUGAGUGACGGCUAUGGGAAGCAAGGCCUAGUCCUGGCAAAGCACCGAAUUGCCAUGGCAAAGUUGGCGCUCCAGAGCUCCAACUGGGUCACGGUUGAUGAAUGGGAGAGCCAGCAGCCAGACUGGACGGAGACUGUGGUCACCAUGAGGUAUCAUUCUGGGCGUAUUCUAAAGGAGUAUGAGCAGAGCACAGGAAUGAACGACGACUUCUGUGGAAACACGACUCCCCUCUCAAGCCCCUGUCCCCAGUUGAAGCUCCUAUGUGGAGCCGAUUUCCUCGACACUUUCAAGAUCCCUGGCCUGUGGCGGGACGACCACGUGGAGGAGGUGGUCGGGCGCUUCGGCCUCGUCUGCGUCAGUCGAGGGGGGCUUCAGCCCGAGCGAGCCGUGCACGAGUCGGACACGCUCUCGCGGCGGCGUCACAACAUUUUCCUUGUGAGGGAAUGGGUGAAGAAUGAAACGAGCGCAACCGAGGUCCGCCGGGCUCUGAGAAGGAACCUGAGUGUGAAAUACCUGAUCCCAGACUCUGUGAUAGAAUAUAUUCACCAGCACAACCUCUACACGGACGACAGCGAGAGGAGAAAUAAAGGCACAGUGCUGAGGCCGCUUGCUAAACAGGUACAGCCAGUGAAGAGUCUGGAUGGAGAAAGCAGCAGAGCAACAGCCAACAUGCCAGCUGAUUUGAACGGAUAUUGGAAAAUGAUUUCCAAUGAUAACUUUGAGGAGUAUCUUAAGGCUCUUGAAGUUAACAUUGCCAUCAGGAAAAUUGCCACCUUGUUGAAGCCUGACAAGGACAUUGUCCACAAUGGGGACCACAUAAUCAUCAAAACCCUCAGCACCUUCAAAAACUACAACAUGGACUUCCAUGUGGGCAAAGAGUUUGAGGAGGAUCUGUCUGGAGUGGAUGACAGGAAAUGCAAGACCACCGUCACCUGGGAGGGGGACAAGCUGGUGUGUGUGCAGAAAGGAGAGAUUGAAGGGAGAGGCUGGACCCACUGGGUGGACGGAGAUGAGCUUCAUCUGACUCACUUAUCAAUAGUUCUUUGCCCUCAUGCCCCUGGUGCCUCGCACAUAAAAGCAUUUGGACACCCUGCACCUUCCCCCUCCAUACCCUGUCUAAAGUCUACACACACAACAGCGUCACCAGCUGCCAUCAUGCCUGCAGACUUCAGUGGGACAUGGAUUCUGGAAACCAAUGACAAAUUUGAGGAGUAUUUGAAAGCGUUGAAUAUUGACUUUGCAACAAGGAAAAUUGCCAUCUCCCUGUCUCAGACCAAAGUGGUGGCCCAAGACGGAGAGAAGUUUACCUUCAAAACACUGAGCACCUUCAGGAAUUAUGAGCUCGCCUUCACCGUAGGGGUGGAGUUUGACGAGUGCACCAAGGGACUAGACAACAGAAACAUCAAGUGUCUGGUGACCUGGGAGGGGGACAAGCUGGUGUGCACUCAGAAAGGAGAGAAGGCCAACCGUGGCUGGAAACACUGGAUCGAAGGAAACAAACUCUUCCUGGAGCUGACGUGUGAAAAUGUAGUUUGUGUUCAGGUAUUCAAGAGAAAAGAAUAAAAGGCUGUUUCUGUUUUCAUGAACUCAGUUAACAAUGUCUUUAUUUGUUCCUCAAUAACAUGUGUUUCCAAAUGUAUAAACAAAACAAAUAAAGGUGCUUUUCUGAUAUACA